CGUUAUCUCGCACGUUCAUAGGCAGAGAGGCGUGUGUCACUAGAAGUGCUGUGUCGUCAUCGCUAUUUCUUUAUUUCAAACUCAAUGUUGAGCACGAAGCUUCAGUGCAACUGUAAAAAAAACAAGAGUUCUUUCAUCUCUAGGACCCUCAACCUGACCUACUGGUAAAUCAAAGAGCGUCGACCCUGUUUACCCUGAAUUUCAUUGGAGCCGUGAGCAGCAGCAGAGCUUUGACACGCACUUUACUUUGCCUGGUUGGUUAGUGUCAAGCUCGUCCACUUCAGCUUCGACCAACAUCGAUCGCCUUUGAUCGCAUCAAACAACCUAAAAAAAGCAACCCCCGGGGAAAUCAAAAGAAAAACAACAAAAGAAAGAAGAAACCACAUCGCACCUCUUACACAAUUUCUUGUACCCAAAACCCAAAGGGCUGGAGGCAUCCAACAGAAGGUUCGCCAAAAACUCACGCCGAGGUUCGUCAAACGAGGUGCUUGUACCGCCGUCACAGCUCAAAAUAUAGUCGGGCUAGUAGCAACCAUGGCUGGGCAUGGCAAUGCUAUUGUCUCGCCGGACGAGAUUACAAAGGCGGAAUUUGAGAAGGCUCGCAGAGAAUACACCGCUCUCAUACAAGUUAUUUCCGAAACUAAAGCCACCAUUACAAGAUUCAAAACCGCGCAAAAGACUCUGGCAGAGCUGGACAAGUGGCGUUAUAGAGCGGUCUUGAAACAGUACGAGGGGCAAUCAAGCCUCAGCUAUGAUGAUGUCCAACAGCUAGUCGAAUGGAAGCUACGCCAUGGCAAGUUCCGGCCCAUGAUACAGAAGUACAUCGAUUCCAACGACCCGGCCGCGGUUGAAUCCUGUAUCAGCGCCGGUCUCGCCAUUUACCACGAGACCAAGGAUGCUUCAGCCGGCAUGGCCGAGAUUGUUAAGCAUGUCAAGGGCAUGGGACCUGCCACGGCCUCGCUGAUGCUGGCCGUCUUUGACCCCAGCAAGGUCAUCUUUUUCAGUGACGAGGCCUACCUGUGGUUAUGUUGUGAUUACACCAACCCGUCCGCGUCCAAGAUCAAGUACACCAUGCGCGAGUAUCAGAAUCUUGACCGCGCCGCCCGCCUGCUGGCCGCGAGGCUAGGCGUACGUGCCGUUGAUGUUGAGCAGGUAGCCUUUGUGCUCAUGCACAAGCAGUACGCAGUCGCCCGAGAAAUGCCCUCCACGCCCGUAUCGUUGACCAUAAUGACCCCAACGCCGCCCCGCAGCAAGCGGACCCCUUCGGACACCGUUUCCAAACUCGAGAUGGACAAAGACGUGGUCUCAAGCGGUAAGGCCGACCUCUCGACUGGCGAGGCUGUUGAUGCCAAUAGGAUUGUAAGUAGAUCCAAGGAUUUGAAGACAAUUGGGCGCACGACUGCCUUCACGAAGAUCACGCUCAGCGGCGGCUGGACUUCGCCUCGGGCCGAAUUUACGGCGCUGAGGCAGCUGUCGGCCAGAUAUGUCAGGCCGGCCGCCGUGACAGGGCUGCUUACUCCUUUGGGGAAACUUGAUGGUUACAAUGCUGAUGAGACUCAGGAUGAAAACGACGUACCCAUGGAGGAGGCGCCCCCAGUUGUGAAUACCAAGCGAGUAGCAGCCGCGGGGAAGCCGUUGGCGCCACCAGACAAGGGAGAAAAGAAGAGGAAAAACGGCAGCAUGGCUCCCGAGGAGCCUACACGGCGUUCCACUCGGCUCAAGAAGGCGUAG
Messenger RNA from Pyricularia grisea, 1731 nucleotides. RefSeq lists its product as uncharacterized. The record is from RefSeq and is a predicted model, not a curated record. Lineage: Eukaryota; Fungi; Ascomycota; Sordariomycetes; Magnaporthales; Pyriculariaceae. The transcript is spliced from 4 exons. The coding region runs from base 535 to 1731 and encodes 398 amino acids.